This is a messenger RNA of Penicillium cinerascens, 1839 nucleotides long. RefSeq lists its product as uncharacterized. The record is from RefSeq and is a predicted model, not a curated record. Bases 1 to 1839 code for a protein of 612 amino acids. Lineage: Eukaryota; Fungi; Ascomycota; Eurotiomycetes; Eurotiales; Aspergillaceae. The transcript has 5 exons.
AUGGCCUCUCAUCUUUCCCGCUCCACGGGUUCGUCCCUGACGGAUUUGCCUAAAUCGAAUGUCUUUACGUCAAAGCUACCCCCGGACCCGGCUUUCGAGACACCCGAGGUUUCGCACAAAGCUCCUCGGGAAACCUUGGGGCCGCGCAUGGUCAAGGGCGCUCUGUUUACCUAUGUCCGCCCGGAACCAGUGGACAAGCCGGAGCUGCUUGGGGUGAGCCCCAGGGCGAUGGAGGAUUUGGGGUUGAAGCCUGGAGAGGAAGAAACACCGCAAUUCAAGGCGCUGGUUGCCGGCAAUCAAAUCUGGUGGGAUGAGGAAAAGGGGGGGCAUUUACCCGUGGGCUCAGUGCUACGGCGUGGUUCGUGGGCCGGGCAACUUGGAGAUGGACGUGCAAUCAGUCUGUUUGAAUGCACCAAUCCUCAAACAAGUACUCGGUAUGAGCUUCAGCUGAAAGGUGCGGGCAAGACACCGUAUUCGCGUUUUGCAGAUGGCAAAGCUGUCCUUCGAUCCAGUAUUCGCGAGUAUAUUGUUUCCGAAGCUCUUAAUGCCCUGGGUGUACCGACGACUCGUGCACUAUCCCUGACGCUAUUGCCUGACGCAAAGGUGUUGCGAGAGCGCAUCGAACCGGGUGCGAUCGUGGCCCGAUUUGCCGAGUCCUGGCUGCGAAUUGGAACCUUUGAUCUUCCUAGGGUCCGAGGUGAUCGUCAACUCAUCCGAAAGCUCGCUACAUACGUCGCGGAGGACGUCUUUGGUGGAUGGGAAAACCUCCCCGCCGCGGUUUCCGUGGGUGAACAACAGUCGAAUGUCGAUAACCCCCAGAGAAACGUACCCCGGGACGAACUGCAAGGACCCCAAGAGACCGAAGAAAACCGAUUCGCAAGGCUCUAUCGCGAGAUUGCCCGACGCAACGCAAAGACGGUUGCGGCAUGGCAGGCCUAUGGGUUUAUGAACGGUGUGCUGAACACAGAUAACACGUCGCUCUAUGGCCUGUCGCUUGACUAUGGACCCUUUGCUUUCAUGGAUAACUUUGACCCGUCGUACACUCCUAACCACGAUGAUCAUAUGCUACGGUAUUCUUACAAGAAUCAACCCAGUAUUAUCUGGUGGAACCUGGUCCGCCUCGGUGAAUCCCUUGGCGAGUUAAUUGGUGCUGGGAGCCGAGUGGACGAGGAGGCUUUCAUCAAGGACGGCGUCACCGAGGAGAUGGAGGCGGAGGUCAUUAAGCGUGCGGAAUCCGUCAUCGAAAGAACCGGCGAGGAGUUCAGAGCGGUUUUCCUAAAUGAAUACAAGAGAUUGAUGUCUCAGAGACUGGGACUUAAAACACAGAAAGAGUCGGAUUUCCAGGAUCUGUUUUCGGAGAUGCUGGAUACUCUGGAGGCACUGGAGCUGGAUUUCAACCACUUCUUCCGACGCUUGUCGGGGCUGUCUCUAUCCGAGCUGCACUCCGAUGAGAAGCGGAAAGAAGUAGCGUCGAUCUUCUUCCACGCCGAGGGCUUUGGUGGUAUUGGCUACACUGAUGCCUCCGCCCGGGAACGGAUUGCCAAGUGGCUUGAUAGCUGGCAAGCCCGGGUGCUGGAAGAUUGGGGAGCCGGCAACGACGAGGAAAGACGGAAAGCCAUGAAGGCUGUCAACCCGAACUUUGUGCCCCGAGGAUGGAUUCUCGACGAGAUUAUUGAGCGGGUGGAGCGUAAAGGGGACCGGGAGAUUCUGGACCGGGUGAUGCAGAUGAGUCUAAACCCGUUCAACGACGAAUGGGGUCUUCACAAACAGGAAGAGGAGCGGUUCUGCGGUGAUGUCCCUAAGUACAAGCGAGCGAUGAUGUGCAGCUGUAGCUCCUAA